AUGCAGAAGGAACUGAAGAUGAUCAAAGAUGAGGAUGUGCCUUUCAAUCUGGGGAUGAAGAGGGCCCCUUCUUUCCCCCACUGCCUGCAGCCAGUGGGUUCCCGAGGGAAGGCUCCCCAAAGACACCACCCCUUCCCAGAUGCUCUCAGGGGCCCUUUCUCCCAGUUCCGGUACGAGCCUCCUCCUGGAGACCUGGAUGGCUGCUACCCGGGGGUCUUUGAAGGAGGAGGGUCCCGGAAACGGAAGAGCGUGCCCACCAAGAUGCCCUACGCCCACCCCUCGGAGGAAGCCGCCCUGGCCCUCCAAGCCGAGGACAGCAAACUGCGGGGCCACCCCAACUUCCCCCUGCUGUUCCCGCAGCCCCCGCGGGCCCCCAAAUACGACUCGCAGAUGAUCGACCUGUGCAACGUGGGCUUCCAGUUCUACCGCGGCCUGGAGCAGCCGGGGGGCGGCAAGCGCGUCAAGCAGGAGCCGGUGAAGCCCAGCGCCAUGUGGCCGCAGCCCACGCCCGCGCCCUUCCUGCCCGCGCCCUACCCCUUCUACCCCAAGGUGCCCCCGGGGCUCGUGCUGCCCUUCUUCCUGCCCACGGCCUCCCCGUUCCCCUUCGGCCGGCACCCCUUCCUACCCAAGCAGCCCCCCGACCCCCAGCUGCUGCCUCCCCCCCGCAAGGCGGAGCCCCCCGAGGGCGGCGAGGAGGCCAAGCAGAAGGUGGAGCGCAUGGACGUGAACGUGCAGAUCGACGACAGCUACUGCGUGGACGUGGGCGGCGCGCAGAAGCGCUGGCAGUGCCCGACCUGCGACAAGUCCUACACGUCCAAGUACAACCUGGUCACCCACAUCCUGGGCCACAGCGGCAUCAAGCCGCACGCGUGCGCCCGCUGCGGCAAGCUCUUCAAGCAGCUCAGCCACCUGCACACGCACAUGCUCACGCACCAGGGCACACGGCCGCACAAGUGCCAGGUGUGCCACAAGGCCUUCACGCAGACCAGCCACCUCAAGCGCCACAUGAUGCAGCACAGCGAGGUGAAGCCGCACAACUGCCGCGUGUGCGGCCGCGGCUUCGCCUACCCCAGCGAGCUCAAGGCGCACGAGGCCAAGCACGCCAGCGGGCGCGAGAACAUCUGCGUGGAGUGCGGCCUCGACUUCCCCACGCUGGCGCAGCUCAAGCGCCACCUCACCGCGCACCGCGGGCCCGUCCAGUACAACUGCUCCGAGUGCGACAAGACCUUCCAGUACCCGAGCCAGCUGCAGAACCACAUGAUGAAGCACAAGGACAUCCGGCCCUACAUCUGCUCCGAGUGCGGCAUGGAGUUCGUGCAGCCGCACCACCUCAAGCAGCACUCGCUCACCCACAAGGGUGUGAAGGAGCACAAGUGUGGGAUUUGCGGGCGGGAGUUCACUCUGUUGGCCAACAUGAAGAGACACGUGCUGAUCCACACCAACAUCCGCGCCUACCAGUGUCACCUCUGCUACAAGAGUUUUGUGCAGAAACAGACUCUCAAGGCACACAUGAUCGUCCACUCUGACGUGAAGCCUUUCAAAUGCAAGUUGUGCGGGAAGGAAUUCAACCGGAUGCACAACCUGAUGGGCCACAUGCAUCUGCACUCUGACAGCAAACCCUUCAAGUGCCUCUACUGCCCCAGCAAAUUCACCCUGAAGGGGAACCUGACGCGCCACAUGAAAGUCAAGCAUGGCGUCAUGGAGCGGGGCCUCCAUUCUCAAGGUUUUGGAAGGGGGAGACUCGCCCUGGCACAGGCGGGGGUCCUGCGGAGCCUGGAGCAGGAGGAGCCCUUCGACCUGUCCCAGAAGCGCCGGGCCUUCCAGUCUGAAGGGGACAGCGCCAGGGGCAGCUCCAGCCACGAAGAGGAGGAGGAGGAGGACCACUGCUGCAAGGGGGAGCAGGACAGCCCGGGCCCGGCCCCUGCCCCGCAGAGCAGGCAGCUCUGCGCGCCCCAGGAUCUCUCCACCAAGCCCGAGACGGCCCCCCGAGCGCCCCUGGAAGCCUGCGAGGAAGAAGAGAAGGAGGAGGAGGAAGAAGAGGAGGAAGAGGAGGAGGCCUUGCAGAAGGAAGAAGGCCAGGAGAAGAGCAAGGACAGCCUUGGGGCAGAAGGCGGCCAGGAGAGAGAGGGCACGAGCAGAGAGGAGGGUCCCAGCCUCAGGGCGCUGCAGGGCGCGCGGCGGGGGGCCUCCUUUUCUGAUUACUUGUACUUCAAGCACAGAGAGGAGAGCUUAAAAGAAUUACUGGAGAGGAAAAUGGAAAAACAAGCAGUGCUUUUAGGUAUCUAA
Molecule: messenger RNA, 2286 nt
Organism: Pipistrellus nathusii (Nathusius's pipistrelle)
Lineage: Eukaryota; Metazoa; Chordata; Mammalia; Chiroptera; Vespertilionidae
Source: the annotation of a GenBank genome assembly